AUGCCUGUUAACGAGGAAACUCCAUCAUUGGAUAAUUUGUGUCAAAAAUUUAACAACGCCUUUGUUAAUAUUUCAUCCAACUUUUCCCCGCUCGAUCAUUGCCCGAAUAGCCCUUCUAUUCAUGUUCCUGAUGAGCUGUUAGUUUCAAGUAACGAGGUCUUUUGUGAUCUAUCGCACAUCAAAUCCCGCUCAGCAAUUGGUCCUGACGGUAUACCCAACCGGGUCCUAAAAGACUUUGCUUUCGAAUUGGCCCCAGUUUUGGCGGUUAUUUAUAAUUCCAGUAUGAAGCAAGGCAUUUUCCCAGAACAGUUGAAGGCAUCGAUCGCUAUCCCAUUACCUAAGUGUCAUCCCCCUAAAGAAAUAAAUUCAGACCUACGUCCAAUAUCGUUGACUAACCAAGUUGCUAAGAUUAUGGAGGGUUUCACACUUAAAAGGUUAUCCGACGAUUUACUUCCUAUGCUGGACCAAUUUCAGUUUGCUGUUAAGGGAAAAUCUACGACUCAGGCCCUCGUCUAUUUAAUGCAUACAAUUCUGGGCCAUUUGGAAACUGGUGGUUGCUCUAUCCGGCUUUUUUUUUCGAUUUUGCAAAGGGCUUUGAUCUAGUCGACCAUAGCGUUCUCCUAUCAGAACUGAAUUGCUUUGGGGUGAAUCCAGUUCUCCAAAACUGGGUUUCAGCCUUUUUGUAUAAAAGAUCUCAGUGUGUUAGAAUUGGGAGUUCCAAUUCCGAAUACAGAUAUCUUAUUGGUGGAAUUCCUCAGGGGAUGAAGCUUGGCCCAUUGUUAUUUGCCGUGCUCGUCAACUCGUUAAUAAAUUCAUGGCACUAUCGAGUUAAAUUUGUUGACGACCUGACCUCACUGGAAAUAAUUCCUCGUAACUCUCCAAGCCUUACGCCUUUUUUAGUUAAUGAGGUUAACCAGUAUGCUAGUACUAGGCAUAUGAGAUUGAAUCCGAAGAAGUGCAAAGAAAUGCGUAUCUGUUUUCUUAAGUAUAGAUCACCAAUUGGUGGUCAGCUGUUAAUUGGUGGUCAUCAAGUGGAUUUGGUUAAGCAUUUCAAAUUGUUGGGAGUUUAUAUGUCAGAUGAUCUAUCUUGGAACAAACAUGUUGGUUAUAUUACUAAGAAAGGUUUCAAACGGUUAUAUAUAUUGAGACAAUUGAAAAUUGCUGGCAUAUCAGAUAAAGACCUGGCUCUCAUUUACAUUUCUCUUAUUCGAUCAGUGCUUGAGUAUGCUGCCCCCGUUUGGGCAUCUUACCGCAGUACCUAUCUGAUGAUAUCGAAUCCGUUCAACGAAGGGCAUUAA
Molecule: messenger RNA, 1298 nt
Organism: Paramuricea clavata
Lineage: Eukaryota; Metazoa; Cnidaria; Anthozoa; Malacalcyonacea; Plexauridae
Source: the annotation of a GenBank genome assembly